GUUCAUCUCCAUCCAUGGUGUGUAGAACAAGGGGGACCUAAAAAAGAAUUAUAGUCCAAAAAAUCCACAUCAAUAAAAAACAAUCAAAAAAGGAAUUCAGAAAUUCAUCAUGAGCUUUAUUUCCUGCUCCUUCUCCCAGAUCCGGCACUGGGACAACCACUCCAGCACCCAUCUCUCCAAGAUGCCCUUCACCACCUCAAGACAGCUACUGAAGUCAGAGCCAGUGGGGUACUGGCAGCCGAACAACUUAAGUGUGGUGUGUGCAGAGCUUGUUGGUCGAAGGGCUCAGGAGAAAGAAGAGCUUGUGGGCCUGAAUGAUCGCUUUGCCUCCUAUACAAACAAGGUGCAUUAUUUAGAGCAGCAGAAUCAAGUGCUUCUGGCGCAGGUGGAGGCUCUGCGGCGCAUCCAGAAUCAGCCAUCUCGCCUGCAGCAGCUGUAUCAGCAGGAGGCACGUUGUCUCCGCCAGCAGCUACAGAAUAAUGCUCAGGAUAGGGAACACAUAGAGGCGCAGAGGGACAAGCUUCAGAAUACUCGAGAGCAACUGGAGCAGAGCUGGCAGGAGGAGGUCCAGAGGCGUGAGCAGGCAGAGGAUGAACUGCAGCGUGUAAAGGAUGAAGCAGACAGGACAGCGCUGUGGUCUGCAGAUGCAGAGGUGAAAGUGAUCUCUCUGGCUCAGGAGUUGGCCUUUUUAAAGCAGGUGUUUGCAGAAGAGCAGAAGAACCUGAGAGCGCAGCUGGAGGUGGCCAGUCUCACCAUCGAGCCGAAUGUAGACAGACCUGACCUCUCGAUGGCCUUGGGGGAGAUUCGUGGGCAGUACGAGAGCCUGACCAAGCAAAACAUGCAGAUGGCCGAGGCUUGGUUUCAGGAUAAGGUUGCCAAUGUGGCGCAGGCAGCCAAUAAGCAGCAGGAGGCCGUGCGCUUGGUGCGUGAGGAAACGGCUAAUCACCGGCAACUGCUGCUUGGCUGUACUGCUGAGGUUGAGACGUUGAGAAGUGCCAUCGACUCGCUGAACAGACAGCUGCAGGAACUGGAGGAGACGCAGAGUGAAGAGGUUGCUAAGUACCAGGAGAGGAUUAGUGAUCUAGAGAAGAAUAUUGCUGAGGCCAAAGAGGAGAUGUCACGCUACUUGAAAGAGUAUCAAGAUCUGCUGAAUGUGAAGAUGGCCCUCGACAUUGAGAUUGCAGCCUACAAGCAACUACUUGAGGGGGAGGAAAUUCGGCUGACAUAUUACUCCUUGCCAGUCCUGGCAUAAACCUGAACCAACAAACCAACAUUUCAUCAAUUCUGAACCUUUGUUCUGCAUCAAGUCAAAUUCUAAACUUCGUAUAGUGAAUUUUUAUGUUCUAGAUCAUACCUCUUCUCUAUUGUUUCACCUCGACAGUUAAUACCUGAUUUGUUUUACCCAAAAUUUCCCAUGCAACAAUCCCCAAAUCACCACACACUACUUACACCUCACAUAUGACCCAACUUCAUAGCCUUUAAUCAUUUAUAGAAUAGAAUCUAGAACAAUCAAAAAAAAAUUUCUAGUUUCUAUUUGUACUCUAUUCAUGCCAUCCCUGCAUCAGUGAUUUAAAGAAAAUGUGCCCUUGUGUUACACAAGAGGGAAACCAGGAUCUUCCCCCUUCUUCUUCACACUCAAAAUUAAACAGGAUGAUAAAGAGAUCAGCACUCGCCCAGCCAGAGCUCAAUAUCCUGUUCGGGAAUUCUCACUUUUCAGUUCUUCUUAGUGCCAAAUUAGACUGGAAAUAAGGCCUCUUCUGUACAAACUUUUAACCAAUUGUUUGUAAGGGUGGAUUUGUAAGGUCUUAAUUUCGGCAUUAGAGAUGCACUCAAACAAUUUCCUAUCAAGGCGUUUGAUGUGGAAUUCGCCAGCAGGAUAUUAUUCCACACUCUUAACUCCUAAAGUCACCGUUUAGAUAGUACAAUAUCCAUUGAGAGCUACAGCAUUUUAUUUGCUUUUCAUUUAGACACCACUUUAAUGUUUAGACUAGAUUAUUUGGUUAAUUAUUUUUUCCAUCUGAUAGAUAUUAAAACAAGUAAUUGUGAAUGUGUUUCUCACCUGCUUCUGUUUUAUCUGCUCAUCAAUAAGAAACUAAGCUAACUAAUAGAAGAAAACAAGCAAGAGAUUAACCAGUGCCAGGCUUAGACCAACCUGGUACUGUAUUCUGUACCUCUGUACCUAAACCUAUACCUACUGAAUAAAAUAAUAAACAAA
This is a messenger RNA of Trichomycterus rosablanca, 2215 nucleotides long. It is a transcript of the gene neff2, whose product is annotated as neuronal intermediate filament family member 2. Gene Ontology annotation, cellular component: postsynaptic intermediate filament cytoskeleton; axon; intermediate filament. Lineage: Eukaryota; Metazoa; Chordata; Actinopteri; Siluriformes; Trichomycteridae. The record is from RefSeq and is a predicted model, not a curated record. Gene Ontology annotation, biological process: neurofilament bundle assembly. The transcript is spliced from 3 exons. Gene Ontology annotation, molecular function: structural constituent of postsynaptic intermediate filament cytoskeleton. The coding region runs from base 110 to 1252 and encodes 380 amino acids.